This is a messenger RNA of Sander lucioperca (pikeperch), 1062 nucleotides long. RefSeq names its product ependymin related 1 (gene epdr1). The record is from RefSeq and is a predicted model, not a curated record. Lineage: Eukaryota; Metazoa; Chordata; Actinopteri; Perciformes; Percidae. Gene Ontology annotation, biological process: cell-matrix adhesion. Gene Ontology annotation, cellular component: extracellular region; lysosome. Gene Ontology annotation, molecular function: calcium ion binding. The transcript has 3 exons. Bases 98 to 736 code for a protein of 212 amino acids.
GCCUUUUACGUCUAAUUCUAGCUAGCUUUUCGGCGGCAGGUGCAACCUCAGCAACAACGAUAACAACGGGAUAAGAUAACGGGACUCUAGAGACGCAAUGCACCGAAUAUUGUUGGUGUUUCUGGCCGCUGCCGGGGCGUCUGUCCUCGGCCUCCCCAGGCUGAACGGGUCCACGGCGGCCGUGCCCUGCCUCGCCCCGCCGCAGUGGGAGGGCAGCUGGGUGCUGUACGACCACAGCACCGGGAGAAACAACCGGGCCGCUGUCUCCUACGACGGCCUGAAUCAGAGGAUCCGAAUCCUGCAGCAGAACAAGAAACACACCCCGUGUCAGAAGUUCUUUGAAUACAUCUACUUGUACCAGAGCAUGGUGAUGUUCCAGAUUGAUCAGAAGACCAAGGACUGCUCAAAGAUCGCUCUGACGGAGGCCUGGGAUCCCUUCGACAUCCCAAACAACUCCACCUUCGAGGACCAGUAUAUCAUCGGAGGCCCCGGGGACAACGUGGAGGUCCAGGAGUGGUCGGACAGGAAGCCGGCACGCCAACAUGAGACCUGGGUGGGCGUUUACACCCUCAAGGACUGCUACCCGGUGCAGGAGACCUACGUCAGGAACAGCAGCGUCACCACCUCCACCCGCUUCUUCAACCUCCGGCUGGGCAUCAGCGACCCCGACGUCUUCACCCCGCCCAGCACCUGUCAAUCAGCUCGGCCGGAGAGGAUGGCCGAGUCCGACUGCUGAGGCCUCCGCCGGCCCUCGCCUUUGACCUUAGACACUUAACAGCCUUCUGUAUGGAGGGAAAUCUGGUGCUAUGUGUGAGAGCUUGUAGACUUGAUGUGAGCACUUGAUUUCAUUUGAUUUUAUUUAAUUAGGAUCCCCAUAAUCUGAUAUAACAUCUCUUCCUGGGGUCCACACAAAACAUAAAACAUUACAACAGAUAAGACGUCUUGCAAAUACAACUAUACAUAUUCCUCUUCAUACACUCUUAUAAAUAUUACACUAAAUACUAGAGCGCAGCCGAUACUGAUACCAGUAUCAGUAUCGGCUCCGAUACUGCCUAAAACGCU